Messenger RNA from Nezara viridula (southern green stink bug), 453 nucleotides. The record is from the annotation of a GenBank genome assembly. NCBI's taxonomy places the organism in Eukaryota, Metazoa, Arthropoda, Insecta, Hemiptera, Pentatomidae.
AUGAAGAACGUCACGCUGCUCGUUGUCGCUAUUUGCGCCAGUCUCGCCUUCAUCAAGCCUGCAGCCGGCUCCGCCAUCCUCUAUCAAAAUGAAUUGACACCAGGAGACUCAGAUGAAGUUGGCGUGCAUGCCAUCAGGAGCGGACAACAUGAAUGUGCUCCAGGAAUUUGCUGCCCCCAAUACCUCACCUGCAUGUGGGGAUGGACUAAAUUCUACUGUUACUUCAAUACAGGAAAAUGGGAAACAGGAAGCAUUCCCCUGUUAGAUCUUGGAAACAUGCGGAAUACUGAUCUAUGGAAACCGAAUCUGGACCACUCUAAAACCAAUCUUACCUUCUUUAUCAGACUACUAAAAGUUAAGCAUAAGUUAUAUGAUGAUGCAAUUAAAAUAUAUGAGUUUACAGUACAUUUCCUUUCUUUAUUUUUUGUAAUGUUUGAAUGUAUGUAUGUAUAA